GAAAUCUGUUUCUACUGCGCAUGUGCCGUGACCCAUAGCGCACUGCAAGCCGUAGCUGAGAAAGGAAAGAUGUCACAAUGGCGAAAAUGAUUUUUGGAAUGAAAUAAUAACGUUUGAUGAUCAACUUUCGUAUCAUUUCGCUCCAUCCACUCUUACAAAAAUACUUUAAUUCUAGCAUCCGUGUGUUAGAUGUGCAUUUAAGAGCUGUCUUGUUUUGCCCGUGACGGGUUUGCGAAGCGCAAUUGGCCGUAUAGCCAGCAAACACGUUCGUGUCGUAUCCAAAGCACUUGGUGGUAGUAGGGAUCGCAAAGAACCAUCCGUGAAAGAGCCUAUGAUGAAUACAGACGACAAUGCAAGUGAGCCAGAAGAUAUGGAUACAAAAGAUGAAGAUACGAUUGAGGCGAAUAUGGUCACGAAUGGGUCAAAUUCACCUAAAGAUAACGAUGAUGUCCAAAUGGAGGAAGAUACAGCUCGGGCUGAGGGUUUUAUAACUUUCACGGUGCAACAGUUUUCUAAGCUUGAUAAACACACACUAAGUGAGCCCAUUUACGUCAGAAAUCUUCCAUGGCGUAUUAUGUUAAUGCCUCGGACAUCAUCUCAUGCUCAUGAAAGAGUGAAAAGCCUUGGGUUCUUCUUACAAUGUGAUCCAAAGCUAGAUACCCUCUCAUGGUCUUGUCAAGCUUCGGCAAAACUCACGCUGAAAAACCAUCUUGAUGAAAAGGAAGAUUUCAGUAGAAAGAUUUCUCAUCUGUUUUAUGCCAAGGAGAAUGACUGGGGCUUCAGCCAUUUUGUUGCAUGGAAUGAUAUUCUUGAUCCAAAUAAGGGUUUCAUCAAUAAAGAUUCCAUCACUGUWGAGGUUCAUGUUAAUGCUGAUGCUCCUCAUGGAGUUGCGUGGGAUUCUAAGAAGCAYACUGGAUAUGUUGGACUCAAAAACCAGGGUGCAACAUGUUAUAUGAACUCCUUGUUACAAACUCUUUACUUCACCAGUGCUAUCUUGCAGGCUGUGUUUCAAAUGCCAACUGAGAAUGAUGAUACUAACAGGAGUGUAGCUUACGCAUUACAGAGAGUUUUCUAUGAACUCAUGCACAGUGACAAAGCUGUUGGAACAAAAAAGUUAACAAAGUCAUUUGGGUGGGAAACAUUGGAUAGCUUUAUGCAGCAUGAUGUUCAAGAACUGUGUCGUGUGCUUCUYGACAACAUGGAGAGUAAAAUGAAAGGAACAUGUGUUGAGGGAAUAAUACCAGAGCUUUUGGAAGGCAAAAUAUUUUCUUACAUCAAAUGUACCAAAGUUGAUUAUGUGUCAACAAGAUCAGAACCAUUUUAUGAUAUACAACUCAAUGUAAAGGGCAAGAAAAACAUCUAUGAAUCAUUCAAAGAAUACAUAGAAGUUGAGCUUCUUAGUGGUGAUAAUAAAUAUGAUGCUGGAGAACAUGGACUACAAGAGGCCAAGAAGGGGGUCAUUUUUAAGAAGUUCCCUCCAGUGUUACAUCUSCAGUUGAUGAGAUUCCAGUAUGACCCUCAAACUGAUGCCAAUAUCAAAAUCAAUGAUAGAUAUGAAUUUUAUGAGAAAAUUGACCUGGAUGAGUAUCUACAAGAACCUGAGGAUUCACCAGCAACAUAUACUCUACAUGCUGUGCUGGUACACAGUGGAGAUAACCAUGGUGGUCAUUAUGUAGUGUACAUCAAUCCCAAAGGAGACGGUCGGUGGUGUAAAUUUGACGAUGAUGUYGURUCAYUGGCGACUAAACAUGAAGCUAUCAAUAAUAAUUAUGGAGGUUACGAGGAUGAUAUUGUUGUUAAGCACUGUACAAAUGCCUAUAUGUUGGUAUACAUAAGAGAUUGUGAUAUGAAGAAAAUUUUAAAUCCUGUAAAAGAGGAAGACAUUCCAGAUUCACUUGUUCAAAGGUUACAAGAAGAAAAGAGACUGGAACUGCAAAGGAGAAAAGAAAGGACUGAAGCCCAUCUGUACAUAAAUGUUGAGGUCAUUACUGAGGAUCAGUUUUGUGGCCACCAAGGACCUGAUUUAUUUGACUUUGAGAAAAUUAGAUCCAAAUUAUUCAAAGUGUUAAAGUCAUUAAAGAUACAUGAAGUUCUUCAAGUCAUUGCCGAUGGUUUAGGUUAUCCUGUUGACCAGAUUAGACCCUGGCCAUUGCAACAACGGAGUAAUGGUACAACAAGACCUUCAAUUAUUGAUUUAGAGGGAUGUAUGGAGAAAACCGUUGGCAGUGCUGUAGAAGCCUCUUCCUGGGUAUUAUUUAUAGAAACGGUUGACCCAGAGAAUGGUCAUAUUGCACUACCAAGCUACAAUAAACGAACAGAUGUCCUACUGUUUUUCAAGUAUUUUGAUCCCAUUCAAAAAACAAUAUCCUCUGUUGGCCACUUGUAUUUACCUUUCACUACUAAAUUUACUGACAUGUUACCCUAUUUGUGCCAACAAGCUGGUCUGCCAUUAGAUACUCCUCUAAAGCUGUUUGAGGAGGUCAAAAUGUAUUACGCAGAGCAAAUCAAAGAUUUAAAUGAUACCAUAGAGGGGGGCGUUGAUGAGCUCACAGAUGGUGAUAUUAUUUGCUUUCAAAGGGCUGACUUACAAUCUAGCACAAAUGUAAUAGAAUACUUCAGAGAUUUGCACAACCAAGUAGAAGUCUUAUUCUGUGACAAGAAUAACCUUCAAGAUCCUGGUUUCACUAUUGUGCUGUCAAAACGAAUGAACUACAUGGAGGUUGCCAAGGCAGUAGCAGCUCACUUAGAGGUGGAUCCUUUGAACAUCCAGUUCUUCAAGGUUCAGAUCUACCGAGAUGCGCCWGGAAAUCCCUUACCAUGCACUUAUGAUGGUACACUACGUGAUCUCUUGAUCUAUUACAAGCCACGUGGCCCUAAGAAACUCUACUAUCAAUGUCUUAGUAUUCCAGUAAACCAGUUAGAAUUUAAAAGACAGUUCAAGUGCACCUUCCUGGUCAGUGAGACAAGAGAAGAACAGGAACUAGUGCUUUGGCCUAAUAAAAAUGCUCUUGUGUCAGACCUUCUUGAGGAGGCAGCAGAGCAUAUGGAGCAAUCUGCCAAUAUUGUAGACAACCUUAGAUUACUGGAAAUCAUCAGUGCUAAGGUUUUUAAUACAAUUGCACAUGAUACUCCUCUUGAAGAAAUUGUGAAUCAGGGACAAAGAAGCUUUAGAAUAGAGGAAAUCCCAAAAGAUCAAAGAAGUUUAAAAACCAAUGAGAUACUAGUAGGAGUUGCUCACUUUAAUAAGGAAAUAUAUCAAACCUUUGGUACACCAUUUCUUGUACGGGUUUCAGAUGGUGAGUCCAUCUCUAGUCUAAGAGACAGAGUCAAAUCAAAAUUGGAUCUUCAAGACAAAGAGUUUGACAAAGUCAAAUUUGCCAUAAUCAACAUGGGGAGAGCAAACUAUUUACCAGAAGAAGCAGACCAUGUAAUUUCUAUAAAGGAUUUUCAACCACAUUUCACAUCAAACACACAGCCAGUUUCCAAGCCUUGGUUAGGACUAGAUCAUGCUAAUAAAGCACCUAAACGAUCACGCUAUAGCUACCUGGAGCGACCAAUCAAAAUUCACAAUUAACCAGCAUUUUUUAUAAUAACAAAUGUGCCAUAGUUUUUAACCCAAAAGACCUGCAAUUGCAUGUGAACUAGACGAUGUCUCCCUGUAUUUGUCAUCCUUUCUUUUAUAUUAUUUAUCAUGAAAUUGUGCUGUUGUCUUAGAAAAUUAUAUAAAAGCAGCAAUGACUUGUGAAAGUGAGUUUGUUUCUAAAAGCUAGUUUUACUUUAUGCAUUUGUAAGUCAAGAUGAGGGUGUAAUAAUACUAAAAAUUGCUAAGCACUUUAUGAUUAAGUGUUUAAACCAACAAUAAAUAUUGACUAAGAAAAUAGCUUUGUCUUCUAAGUAAAUGCCUUUUCAUUGAAUGAAAUCAUUUCGUGGAUAAUGUCUGACUAGUUUAUAUCCAAAUAUCUUAUUGUUAAAUUGAUCAUACAUUUUUUUAUUAAACCCUCUAGUUUUGACUUAUAAAUCCUGUCCAUUCCAAUCAUCAGUCUUGGUAUGUGGAACUACUGCAUUCUACAGAUCUAAGAUAAAAUUAUUAUUAUACCAGUAUAAAUUAUCACUCGUCAAUGCAUAAAAUUAUACCUUUAAUAAAACUUCAGCA
Messenger RNA from Exaiptasia diaphana, 4153 nucleotides. RefSeq names its product ubiquitin carboxyl-terminal hydrolase 7. NCBI's taxonomy places the organism in Eukaryota, Metazoa, Cnidaria, Anthozoa, Actiniaria, Aiptasiidae. Gene Ontology annotation, cellular component: cytosol; nucleus. Gene Ontology annotation, biological process: protein deubiquitination; regulation of protein stability. The record is from RefSeq and is a predicted model, not a curated record. The coding region runs from base 332 to 3574 and encodes 1080 amino acids. The transcript has 41 exons. Gene Ontology annotation, molecular function: cysteine-type endopeptidase activity; protein binding; cysteine-type deubiquitinase activity.